Lethenteron reissneri (Far Eastern brook lamprey) is the source of this 2619-nucleotide messenger RNA. It is a transcript of the gene ASCC2, whose product is annotated as activating signal cointegrator 1 complex subunit 2. NCBI's taxonomy places the organism in Eukaryota, Metazoa, Chordata, Hyperoartia, Petromyzontiformes, Petromyzontidae. Gene Ontology annotation, biological process: regulation of DNA-templated transcription. The record is from RefSeq and is a predicted model, not a curated record. Gene Ontology annotation, molecular function: ubiquitin binding.
CGUGGGGCUCUUUCGGGGGCAUCGCGGUGUACAGUAGCGGCAGCUGGUACAGUGAGAGGUUCGUCUCCCGCGUUCAUCGUCUCCGCGGCGCGACUGGCUGCUGAACUCUGCCAUGGCGACCAUUCUUCCCCUGGAUCGGCUCGUAGUGGAGGUCGUGGACGCACACACGGGUGCUGCACAUAGAGUGCCUGCCCUGCACCCUCGCUGGAAGGUGGAGCGGAGGUUUGUGGCGUACCGCCCGCCCCCGCCUGAAGGCUGCCCUGUCGCACUGCACGAGUGGGUGGAGCGCUUGCGGUUUCUCACCAGCGAUCUGGACUGGCUGCUCAAGCAGCCGCACCCACGCUUCUGGUCACAGGUGGUGUUUGAUGAAGAUUUGCACAAGAGCCUGGAUUCCUACGUUCGUCUGGUCACCCGGGCGUAUGAUGGUGCCGUGGACCGAGGCGGCGCCUGUGGAGGAAAGUGUUCGAAGCAGGGCGCAUGCGAACCUUGCAACUUGCAGACCCAGUUACACCGCCAGGUGUUUAUGGUUUACCUGCGAAUGUCAACAAACAGAGAAAGCAAGGAAUGCUUCCUGUCGACAGAAGCAUUUGCCGAGGUCAUCUACAACAACUUUCUCUUCGAUGUUCCCAAGAUCUUGGACCUGUGCGCCCUGUACGGCCGAGGGAAUGGGGCUCUACUCAGCAAAAUGAUCGGUAACAUUUUCAAGAAGCAGCCAGCCUACCUCAGUGACCUGGAGGAGAGCAUUCCUACUAUUUUGCAGGUGUUUGACAUGAUAGCGGGAAAAUGCGGCGUCACGAGCCACGUGUGGAGCGAUGGGUUUCCACAGAAGCUCACCGGCCAGGCCUCCCACUCUACAGCGACCAUACCUGACUUGGAGCUGAAGGAUUUACUGCAGUACCUAUGCGACGUUGCCACGACUCUCUUUGCGUUUUUGGACGUUUACCCUGCGGCGGCCGCAACCUUCCUGCGGCAGGACGCCCUGUCCAGGAUUUCAGGUUUUUAUGAGAUUGUGGUUCCUGAGAUGGAGAAAGUGCUGACCCAGACAAACUUUGAAGACAAAGAACUGCAGGAUGAGCUGUGCCGCUUACUGGUCACGUCCCAGCGGCGUCUGCUGAGCGUGAGCCACGCUGUCAUCUCCGCCUGCUGCUUGCAGCCCCUGCUGGAUGCUCGCACGGAGCAGGUGCAGGACGUGGUGGAAGAAUACUUGAAUGUCGUCAUGACCCUGCUGCAGCAGCACCGGUUUCUUGCAGAUUUUGAUGAACUCUACCCAAUUGCGGAUGAUAUCAGCAUAAUGCAGCAGGCUUCACCCAGCUUAGAUGAGACCCGCAUCUCCUAUGUACUGGAUGCUGUUCGGGAGGCACGGCAGUCUGCAGGCAGCAGGCGGCCUUCUCAGCAUCCUCAACACAUGGCAAACUGUGAGAGCCCAGCUGCUGAUCAACACAGCAGCAUCGCCACACAAAACUUCAAUGGCAGUGAAGAUGCCGAGCCUGACCAUGAGUCGGUGUCUCGUGGUGUGGAGAUGGGCGGCGUGGAGCUCGCCUCGCUCGUGUGCGGCAUCCGCGAUCUGUUUCCUGAGCUGGGGGAUGGGUUCAUCGAAGCAGGACUGCAUGCCCUCAACUAUGACUCUGAGAGCCUGGUCAGCCGACUGCUCGACGACACUCUGCCUGACCAGCUGAAAGACCUGGACAGGAGCAUGCCGAAGACGGAGGAGAGCAAGGUGCCAUCGUUGCUGGCGGAGAGGCGCGGGGUAUUUGACGGAGACGAGUUUGACGUGUUCAGCCGUGACUCUGUCGACCUGGCGCGGGUGCACAAGGGAAAGAGGCCGGCAGGGCCAGGCGGCUGGCGGUCGGUGCUCGCCGACCGGAGCGGCGUAACCGGCCCCUCGCGAGAGCGGUACGCGCCAUACGGCCUGGUCUGUGACGAGGAGGAGGAAGAGCCUGGGCUGCCGGGGGCAGGCGGCGUGCGGGAUUACGACGAUGAGUACGACGACACGUACGAUGUCGGCCACGUCUGUGCCAACGACGGGGACGCUGAUGACGAUGUGCUGGCGCGCCGGCCGUUUGUGACACCGCGGGUGCUGCAGACCCGAUCAAGAGAAGACAGGAAAGUUGCAUCAAACUACGAGGUUGAAGAGGAUAACGAGGAUAAAAACAAGAGCGUGUUUGCACAGGAGAGACCCCGGGAUGACUUUGUGAUGGACCCUGCCGUUUUGAGGGAGCAAAUGGCUGCCAAACGAGAAACAUUAAUGGCAAACAGGGGGCACAGAGGCGGGGCAAAUCAAGCGGUGCGAGGGGUUGGCCGUGGCCAGGGCCAGUCGAAUGAGACUCUCGUGCAGCGGCGACGGAAGGAGGAGAACAAGAGUAAACGUGGCAAUCACAACCGCCGGGCGGGAGCCAGCAGCAAGCUCAGGCGGGGAAUGAUUCCCUCGUAGCCUCGGCGAUGCGGCCCAGCCCUGCUGCAAACGUGCAGCUACACAUCGCUUUGUGUUUUGACACUGCUCAUGCUUUGGGCACGUGUGCAUUCAUAUGUGUAAGCACGUACAAGUGUGGUACCUGGGAAAUUGUGGCUUGAGAUUUGUCACUAUUUUACAUUUCCAGUAAGUAAAUGGAUGAGCAGUUA